Colletotrichum spaethianum is the source of this 1278-nucleotide messenger RNA. Its product is annotated as efflux pump ustT. The record is from RefSeq and is a predicted model, not a curated record. The coding region runs from base 1 to 1278 and encodes 425 amino acids. Gene Ontology annotation, biological process: transmembrane transport. Gene Ontology annotation, cellular component: membrane. The transcript is spliced from 5 exons. Gene Ontology annotation, molecular function: transmembrane transporter activity. NCBI's taxonomy places the organism in Eukaryota, Fungi, Ascomycota, Sordariomycetes, Glomerellales, Glomerellaceae.
AUGGCGCCCACGUCUUCUGUUGACCACGAUGGCGAUGUUGAGGCGAGAAGACCCGAGGAGGAGACGCCGCUGUUGGCCCACGACCUGCCGCAGACCAUUGCCCCAACCAGGGCCUAUCAAAUCAAAGUCAUCGGGUUGGCGAUGACCUUCAUCAUUCUUAUCGAAAUUGGCGUGUAUCUUCAGGUUCCGCCUUCCUAUCAGCUCAUGGAGGAAAUCAUUUGUCGCAAGCACUACCCCGAUCACAUCAUCUCACAAGACGACGAUGACGAUCUCUGCAAGGCUGCACUAGUCCAAGGCGAGCUGGCCAUGGUCAAGGGCUGGCAAGCCUCAUUUGACUGCAUAGCACGCAAGUCUUCACUGCUCACGGCUAUCCCCUACGGCGUUAUUGCGGAUAAGUACGGCCGCCGGCCAGUCCUAUCACUAGCGAUGCUAGGCAUUACGUUGGAGUUCCUGUGGAUGGUGCAACCGCUCGGCAUGAUUCUUCUGAUUGUUGGAACAUGUCUUCCACCUUUCCUCCCCGAGACGCUUGACCUGCGCCGGGCUGCCGAUGAAGAGGUGGAACAAACGCUCCACCGGGCCGAGCACGGCGCAAAAGUCAAUCGUACGCUGAAGGAGCAAAUUGUCUUCGCGGUUAAGAACGAUAUGGGCCACGUAUAUAACUUCCUCAUCAAGUCCCGGCGGGUAAUCGGCUUAGUGGCUGGGUUCAAUCUGACGGUUGUCGUCAAGUAUGUCAAGGCGGACAUCAUGGCGCAGUACGUCCAUAAUCUGUUUGGUUGGUCUUGGGCAAAGGCCACCCUUAUUGGUACCGUAUCGACCAUCACCAAUAUAGUCAUGCUGCUUGUCAUCCUUCCGACGUUGGGCUGGUACAUCACGAAACGCACGGGCGUGCACCCCCUAGUCCGAGACAUAUGGCUCGUCCGAUUGACCGGUAUUCUCCUGUCUCUUGGUUGCUUCAUGGUUGCAAUUGCGUUUGUUCCCUGGUUUCUGAUCGCCGCCCUCAUCAUCUUCUCACUUGGCACCGCUUACACAAAUAUUUGCCGGGCGGUGCUCAACGCCGUUGUGGAGCCACACACGAUCGGUACGCUCAACACGACCAUCAGCUGGGUGGAGCAGAUGAGUCUGCUCAUUUCAGCGCCCAUCAUCUCGGGCUUGCUGAAAGCCGGAAACGCGGCAGGCGGUAUGUGGAUUGGGUUGCCGUAUAUGGCAGCGACCGUGAUGGCGGUCGGCGGCACUAUCAUUGUCUUUUUGUAUCGUUUGCCUGGUGAGAAGCUCACCUAA